GUCCGUCAAGUCAAUCGCUCGCCAUUGUGUUUUGUUAAAUGAAGUUAAUUUUGCUGCUGUAGCAAAAAAUCUUUAACCUUUUAAAAUCUGAUUUUGUUAUCUCGAAACCAAUAUGGUUUUACCCGGUUCUGUGUUCCCCGAAGACAAAUUACCGCAAUGUUGGUCGGACGACGUCCGAAUGAAUGCUUUAUUCGCUCCAUUUCGUAUAAAGUCCGCUAACCCUGAAUCUUGGGAUAUGAAAAUGAAAUUUUGGUCGGAUAUGUUGAGACAGUGGUGUAAAUACAAGGGCGAUCCCAUACUGUGCUCGGCGGACGCAAAAUUUGCUUUCCAGCGUAAGGGAAGAACCUGCGCUUGCUUGGAUAUAGUGAUUGAAGAGCUGUUCAGAAACAGCGAACUGUCACCUCUUUCAAAAUACCAGCAGAUCCUACACAAUGGCCCCGAGGGCUGGGUCCGGUGGGGGGCCCGUUUAGCGUUCAAACCCGCGGCGUUCGCUCUCACAGCGGUCACGUCCCUGUUGCCGGCGAGACAGCAGUUAGACAAUGACGGGUUGCCUAAAGCCAGUAUUGAUUCCACACAGAGAUUUGUACUGGAGAGUGCUGUUAAGGACCAAGCAACAGACCUAUUAUACAACUACCCAGCCGGAGAAGAGCGAAUUGGCACAAUAGACGAGCUGAUGAGAACCAGCGGUUACAAGCACGGACGGGAAGCGUUUGAGAUCUUAUUAGGAUAUCUGGUGUCCACGGGCAGCGCCGUGAAGGAAGAUGAUGUGGUUAAAUUGGCCGAGCCAGACAAGAAAGCGUCACCUGUGUCAGAAACCGACAAAGCGUUGGUGAAACUAAUGACAGCCGAGUCGCGGCUGUCGGGCGACGCGACGCGACUGUCGCGCGACGUCGCGACCGCAGACUGCGACGCGCGGGCGGCGUUGCAACUUGGCAACAGGCUCGCUGCCAAGAACCAUCUCCGUAGGAAGCACAAAGCACAGCAGCGGCUCACUCGGUGCGAGUCAGCGUUGGACAAUGUUAAGCAAUUGUUACAUCAGAUGAGGGAGGUGGACGUCAACGCGGCGAUAGUGGACACUUACAGGACUAGCUCUCAAGCCAUGCGGCGGGGUAUGAAGGAGUCGGGUCUGGAGGGAGACGCCGUUCACGACACCAUGGACGAUCUGAAGGAAGUGUUGGAAGAGUAUAACGAGGUGGAGAAAGCGCUCAGCUCGACCGUGGACGACUUCGACGCGGCCGAGCUGGAGACGGAGCUGAGGGAGUUGCUGCAGCAGCCGCCGGGGGCUCCCGGGGGCGGCGCUCCCGGCAAGCAGGAUAGAGUAUCGAAGAAGGAACCGCGCAAGGUAUCGGAGCGGGAGUUCGUGUUCGACGGCGAGGAGCGGAUCCUGGCCGAAUUGGACAAACUGGACAUCGAGGACGCUAGUCCUAAACCCGAGAAACACAUUGAGAAACCCGAGAAACGGCGCGAGAAACCCGAAAAAGUGGCUGUACCCGUUUGGCCAGUGGAAGAAAAAUCUAAAGAAUCUCCGAGUAGACCGUCCAAGAGUUGGUACCCGGCGGCCGGACAGAGCCUCGUCGACACGUGGCCGCGUGAGCUGAGACAGGACGAAAGGUUACAUCCAGGACAACCGCCGGAAGUGGAUUACACAUCGCCGCCGCGGCUGUACAGCAGCGACUUCCAAGUGCGCGACCACAAGAUAGACAACGGGGUGUGGUACUUCAACAAUAACAUGGAAGAUGGCGCUUUUGCGGCCAGCACAGAAUACAUUAGUACCGAGAGUCCGGGAAAGACCGGUGGCUCGUUCCAAAUGGCUCCCGGCGGUGAGAGGAAGAAGCAGCCGGCCUGGCCUGAUGAUGAGGAAGCCGUGGACGACCUCGAGAGGAGGCUGAAGAACUUGAGAGGGUUCAAGUUGUAACGUCCUUGAACGUUAUAUACUCCAUGUAUGAUACGAAUAGAGACUUUGUUAUUAUAGUGGUGAGGGAUAACAUCGUGAGGAAACCUGCACAUUCAGGCGACUGGACGGGUGACCAUGAUCGAUCCAACACGGGUCAGGUUCCUCUGCAAAGGUGGCGGAGGUCGAGUGGAAGUGUGGACAGUGCAAUCUCUGCCUACCUUUCCGGGAGAGAGGCGGGAUGUUGUGUAUAUAUAAGUGUGUGUGUAAAAUAUAUUUUCAAGGUCAGGACACUCUUGAGGGACUUCACAUAAGGGAUUUAAAAAAAAUAAAAAGCAAAAAAACUUAUAAAAAAAAUAAAUAAUUUCAUUUUAUUCGGAUUUUAGUAUACUUAUUUGAAUUUAAAUUAUUUUGAUCAUUUUUUGUUUAAAAUUAUAUUAUUUUUUUUUUCAGAAGUGGUAACAUGUUUAAUAUUUAGGUAAAAUUUAUCAUAUUUAUUUUUGUAUUUUCGUUUUAUUUGUAAACUUUGAUUUAUGUAACGUACCUACUUUUCAGAGCGCUUGUGUAUGGAAAAUAUUGUAAAUAGAUUUAAAAAAAUAGCUAUUAUUAAACCUACUGCCAUAAUCGUCUAGGUAAAAUUUUUCACAAAGAUAAAAAUUAGAUAAAAAUAUUUGGACGUAGUAAAAUUGACCAAAAAAUUUUAAAAUAAAAAAAAAUUGUUAUGUUAAAUUUCGUCAUCUCUUUAGUUUUAAUCUAAUUUCUUAUAGUCAUUACGUUAAGCUGAAUCCGUACUAAUAUUUUUAAUGCAAAGGAUUGCCUCUCUGUCUGUAACGCUUUCACGGCGAAACCGCUGUACCGAUUUUAAUUCAAUUUUGUAUGUAUUAUCUUUGCCGUUUUCGCUGUGAAUAUAAUAAUACAUUUUUUUCGAAUUUUCCAUAAGGAAGUGAAAAAUUGGAAAUUUAAGUUUAGCGCAGGCAGAACUGCAGUAGGCAGAAAUAAAAACAAACUGUAUAUGAAAUCUGUUCAUUAUUUUAAAUAAGUAGUUAUCAUUGGAAAUUCUCACAGCAAAAAAUAGCUUAAAAUUUAAUAUUUAAAACCAAUACGAGUGAUAAUAGGUUAAGUGGAUUAAACAAAUGAUGUAAAUAUAUUAUUAGAUAGUCAUGAAAAAAAAAAUAUUUGGAAAAAUUACAAAAAAAAAGAUGAAAUAUUUCAUAGUGCCUUUUGUGAAUUAAUGUAUCUAAUGUAAUUUAAAGUUUAAACGGGAGAUCUGUCAAACGGACUAUUUACAUGUAAAAAUUAAUAAAUACAUAUGUGAAUAACUUAAAUAUAUUUUGAAAAAAAAUAAAAAUACAUCUUACUAAUAUUAUAAGUGCGAAUAUUAUUGUGUGUUUGUUUGUAACGUCAAAAAGUACUGAACGAAUUUUCAUGAAACUUUGCAGUGAUGUCUAAGCUAGAUUCAUGUUCAUUUUGUAAAUUAAAGUAAAGUAAAAAAGUAUUUAUUUCGUCUCCGUAGGCACAGAAAAAUUAAAAAAGAAGGUACUUAAAAAGGUUUUAAAAUUAGAAAUGGACAUUAUAACUUAGCGACCUUUUACAGACAUACGUACUAAUAAAUACAUUACUGCAUAGUUUCAUGAAAAUUCGUCUUCAAAUCUCUACAAACAUUGGAAUGACACAAUAAGUUUAUAGAUAUUUGAGGCGGAGUAAGUCGCUGACCAUAGCUAGUAGUAUAUAUAUAUAUAUACUACUAUAUAUAUAUAUAUAUAUAUAUAUAUAUAAACAUCCAACACCUAUGCAGAUCAGAAAGAGUUUGUAAUUAACAUCAUGACCAAACCGUGGGAACCAAUACAAAAUUGUCCGUUUGACAGAUUUUCUUGUUUUUUUUUUUAAUUAAGGUUAGUUAUAGUACAUGGAGUAAAUUGGACAUGUUAUUAUUAUUUAUGUUUUUAAUUAUAGUGGGCCACUUAAAAGUAUAGGGUACGUACGCUACAACCAUUUUUAUAAGGCGAUAAUAACGCAUCCGAGUAUAAAUCUGGAUGAAAACUCAAUGAAAUAAAGGCCUUAUUACAAGUAUAUUAAACUUAAAAGCCAAAAACAACAUGUCUACAGCUAUCUCGCUCAUAAUAGUCAGUACCUGGUUGACCGAGCGGUGCUCGAUGGACGUCAGAAAAACCAUGAAAAUCGUUAAAAAAACAGAAAAUAAAACUAUCAAACCUUACCCCACCACCUCUGAUGUAAAGUCUAAAGGGGUUCCUGAAAUCAAUAUUGAUGUAAUCCGCGACAUGUAUCAAUUCAAGUUAAAAAUCUUUAUUGCACGUCAUAAAGUACAUCAGUUGAAUUACAGUUACUGCUUAUAAAGAGGAACAAUAUAAGCCCUGUUGGGCAUCGCAAUUUUAAAAUAUCACGACUCCGGUUAAUUCGUUCAGACCGCUCUAAACCCUUCUCUGUCUCAGUAGGAGUUCACCAAGACUCGGUUCUCAGUCCAUUUUAGUUCGGUGUGAUAUUGGAUGAAGUGUCUGACUUCAAACCACUCAUUCCACAGAUUGCCAUUCCAAUUCGGUUAAAUUUAACUUCACACCUAAAAUUAGAGACUUAAAACAUACUUGCGUCUUGAUUAAGCGAUAAGUACUUUCUUCAUCAGUAACUAUUGACUUUAUUACAGUAAUAGUAAGAGAAACCUGUCAUUGGCCUUAUAAUAGCAUAAGAUUAAUACUGUAUUAAUAUUUAAUGUAUACGCUGUUGGUUUCUUUAAUAAAAUAAAAUAAAAAAUAAAUAAAGGUAUCAGUAAACAUUAGACUCCUGCGCAGGUAUAUUGGUGUAACCUAUAAAAAUGGUAGUAGUUAUAACGUAGGUAUGUAACGAUUUCUCUAUAUACUUUUAAAUGUACUCCACUGUAUUUAUAGAUAUGUAAACGUGUUUUUAUUUUAAAUUGACGAUAGUGAGUACCUAAUGAAAAAUGUCUAUUGGAUCCCAAAAAAUAUUUAAUGUCAUAAUCACCGAUGAGCAUAACGCUUUUCGUAUAAAAAAUAAUUAUGCGGAACGAUGUUUAUGCUGUGGCGACAUCUCUACGCCACUCGUCACAAACAUCAAAUCACACAACAAGUGUCAAUCAUCUCGAAGAAAUCGACGCGCUCAGCCAAUAGCAGCGAAGAACCCAAAUCGCGAUUUCAGAGAUUUCAUGAAUUGGAGCUAUAUAUACAACCUCCGACACAACAUCGUCGGAGCUGCGGAGCGUUAUGAAAAAUGAUGAGUAUACCUUAAAAAUUAAUGGCAUAAUCACCGAUAAGCAUAACGUUUUUCGUAGGUAUACAAAAAAUAUGCGGAACGAUGUUUAUGCCAAAGAGCGUUAUGAAAAAUGAUGAUUAUGCCUUAAAAAUUAUGGAACCCAAUAUGUACACUCAUUAAAAUUAUGUUACUAAUUUGACUUUAUAAUGCUCGCUUUUUUUUAUAUUGCACUGUUUUUUUUUGGUUAGGAAUUAAUAUUGUUGUGGAUGACCAAAAAGGGUUGGGUUUGACAAUGUUUCUUUUAUUCUUAUGUAUGUAAUUUUUUGUAUAGUGUUUUGAUGUUGUCUCGUUUUGUCAGUGGAAAAAUGAACACCGUAUUUUUGCAUUCAUCUAUAUUUUUAUUUAUUCCUGCCGCUAUUUAGAGGCAUCUCUGAAACAAGGAGCGCUUCAGGUCUACCGAUCAAAACGAAUCCAUAACAAUUAUGUAUAUGUUUUAGAAAAUAAAAAAUAUGCUACUUACAAUUUUUUUUAUGUAAUCGUUUAUUUUUUUAAAGAAAUGUUUACUCAUUAUCAUUGAUAUGUUUUAUAUGUUAGCUUGUAAUAUGUUUUCGACAUUUAUUUAAUGUAAUGAACAUGUAAAUAGUGAUGUACAUAUUAUAUUUAUACCACAUGCCAA
Molecule: messenger RNA, 5789 nt
Organism: Amyelois transitella
Lineage: Eukaryota; Metazoa; Arthropoda; Insecta; Lepidoptera; Pyralidae
Product: charged multivesicular body protein 7
Exons: 11
Coding region: 113-1915 (600 amino acids)
Biological process (GO): vesicle budding from membrane; late endosome to vacuole transport via multivesicular body sorting pathway
Cellular component (GO): multivesicular body; ESCRT III complex; cytoplasmic side of plasma membrane
Source: RefSeq, a predicted model, not a curated record